This is a messenger RNA of Mya arenaria, 2066 nucleotides long. RefSeq lists its product as uncharacterized. The record is from RefSeq and is a predicted model, not a curated record. Bases 242 to 1477 code for a protein of 411 amino acids. NCBI's taxonomy places the organism in Eukaryota, Metazoa, Mollusca, Bivalvia, Myida, Myidae. Gene Ontology annotation, molecular function: protein binding. The transcript has 4 exons.
UCUAUUUAAAAAGGUCAAGUUUUGAAACAUAUUCUUUAUUCAAAAUUAAAUACAUUUUUCAAGUGUGUUUUGGACUUAUUUAGGCGCGUGUCAAUUUAACAAAGAAAGCUGAUGUUUUCCGUUUAUGAUUUCGUUCUAUUACAGUAUUAUUGUGGAAAUUAAUUAUUCAGUACAUUAUACAGUUAAGUUAUAACGUCCAAGCCCGGGUUGGAGUUGCUUACAGGAAUUUAUAAGAUUCUGGAUGCAGUAUAUGAUACGAAGAGCGAACUAUUUCUACAGAGGACAAGUAAAAAGGAACCUGCGUUAUUUAUCUUUGUCUGAAAACCGGACAAUGAGCAGUGUGGAGUCUUUACCGGUGCUGUAUAUUAAGGCUUCAAACCACUUCGAUGUGGGGCAAGCUGUUGGGAAAACGUUUAAAGGUUUUAUAAACGACUACAUGUCUGACUCCAAAGAGGUUAAAAUGUACCGUAAGUUCUUCAAUGAUCCAAGGGGCAAGCCAAUCGUUGAGCAAUACUUAGAGACGUCGGAAAAAUAUCAUCCUGACAUCAUGUCUGAGAUACGCGGCAUCGCGGAUGGAUCUGGGGAGAGCUUUGUUGACAUCUUCAUGCUGCAGUUAGCCUCUGAGAUCAGCAUGUGUCACUAUGAUGUAUUGUUUCCAAGUGAAGCGGACUCACACAGUACACCUAAAGGGUGCACGGAUGUCCUCGUUAACAGGCAGUCAUGUCGUGUCAUCGGGCAUAAUGAGGACUGGGCGUUUGAAGUCUCGUCACGCGUUGGUAUUGUCCAUGUGACUAUCACGGGACACGGGGAAACCAAACCAAUGGAGCAGUUCCUGUCUUACGUAUUUCCUGGCUAUUUAUCCGGCCUUACUUUUGGAAUGAAUAAACACCUCGUGUUAACAUUGAACAGUCUUGCACCCACUCAGGCGAACGUCCGCGGAGUCCCUUUGCAAAUUGUGGUACGGAACCUAUUAACAUGUGAUAGCAUCAGCGCAUGCGUGGAAAUGAUGGCCAGUAGACCAGUCGGAUGUGGAUUCGGAAUGAACAUCAAUAUUGCCGAGAUUAACACAGACAAGAUGUGUUCAGUGGAAGUCUACUCCGACAAAAACGGGAGUUCCACGGAUGUUCACUGGGCGCAUGAUUGGGUAGACGGCUUCUAUCACCACCAAAAUCAUUAUCGUCGCCCCCGGGAAGAUAUGCAGGCCCCUGUCGUUGCUGGGUCGAGAAUCCGGUAUGAAAGGGUAGAGGAAAUGACGAAGGAAGUGCCGGUGGCAGGCGUAGAUGAUGUGCGCACUAUCCUCGGGGACGACAAAUCGGAAAGGACGCCAAUAUACCUGACUCACAGCGAGAAACACUCGUACAAAGAUGGCUCGACCUCCGCCACAGCCAUAUUUGACAUCAGCAAUCGCGUUCUUCAUGUUUAUCGUGCAAACCCACGACACUCCCUGCCACUAGCCUCGUUGCCCUUUAUCACGUAAUGAUUACGCAUUAGGACCGUUAUAUAAUUCUGUGUCGUUUAUUUUGACACCAUUUUAAACGGUAUAGCACGGGUAUUAUAGAUUCCCUUUUAUAUUUAUUCAUGUUGGCGAUAAUGUUUUAAAAUUUAAAAUGUUUCGCGUAAAGAUAAAGAUCCUGUGAUUUCAAGCACUUGUCAGUUUUUCUGCAAUAAUUUAUCAGGACAGCAUUUUCUUGUUUCAAUUCUUAUAUUGUUUGUGACACUAUAACAUUUAUAAAAAAAGUGCAUGUAUUUUCAACUUGAAUAUUUUCACAAUGUAUAAUUAAACCCACCAGCUCCACCACUUAUCGGUUUUGCAAAGGAAACCUCGGAUGUAUUUGGACGGUUUACAUACUCAAAUUUAACACAAUAUUUGCAAUAAAUUAUAUUUUUUUCCAACUAAAUAUAUAAAACACAUACAAAUAAAUACAAAUAAAUAAAAAUACAACUGACUUUGCUUGACUUUGCUUGGCUUUGCUAGGCUUUGCUUGACUUUGCUAGGCUUUGCAGUGUUUAGUAGGACCGAAAAGUGGUACACGUUUAAUUCCGCUGCAAGUAGAUCGCGUAGUAAU